AUGGAUUCAGAAGUUCUUACCGAAUCCAUCGACAGGCAUCCUUUGGUUUCGUUAGUGUCGGCAAGUUUUUGGGUCAUCUUAUGGCUUUUGUCGUGGGCGAAAUCCCUCGUCGCAUUUGCGACGAUUACUGUUCCUCGACUGCUGUAUGCAGUGCUCUCAUAUUCCAUGACUCUAACUCUCGGUUUCUGGAACUUCGCUGUUUUCUUCGGGGUCUCGGCUGUUGCUCUAAACUAUUGGAUACGCUUUCGUUACCUCAACGACUACACCCAGUUGAAAGAGCCUCCUCUAGUCAAACCAGAUAUCAACGAGCUUCACCCAGAUGUCAAUACGGAUCCACCCUCGUCUUUCCACAACUACCUAGACGAUUUCCUGCAGGCUGUACGAGUUUUCGGUUUCCUUGAAAAACCUGUGUUUCACGAACUCGCUAGACACUUGCAGACGCGGAGGCUCAUUGCGGGGGACAGCCUUUCUUUGAGCCAAGACAAAAGCUUCUAUUGUGUCGUAGAAGGCAUGGUUCAAGUUUAUGCCCAGACCGGUCACUCCCCAGAGGUUCAGCAGAGUUUGUGGGACGAUGAGGAUAUGAAUGGCUAUCAACUUUUGAACGAAGUGGGAAGCGGGGGAACACUAUCAAGUCUCUUCACAAUCCUGAGCCUUUUUACUGAGGAUGUGCAGAUGAGCUGGCAGGACGAGUACCCUGGCGUUUCGGUUGACGAUACUGCAUGCUUUGAAAGCAACCCUUCCCCAUUCAUCCGCAACCGGUCACAUAGAGCGAAUUCUGAUGUUUCGCAGUUCGAUCUGGAAUCGAAGACGAAAACUAGCACUCGCCGAUUUUCGGUGUCGUCGACGGCGUCGACAGUGCAUGCAGACCAUUCCAGGUCAUCUCGAGGUAAUUCCAUGUCUCCUGGGCACCAAGAUGAACCCCCAGUUGAGCAAAUGCGUCCAUUUAUACCCUCUGGCCCCUCUCGCCCGACUCCUGCUCAUAGAGGGGUGGUCGCCCGGGCAACAGUGGAUACGACUCUUGCUGUGAUCCCUGCAGAAGCUUUCCGCAGGCUGACAAAAAAGUUCCCCAAAGCCACUGGCCAUAUCGUGCAAGUCAUCCUGACACGAUUCUCUCGAGUUACUUUCAACGCCGCUCACAAGUACCUGGGUCUGACAAGCGAGGUCCUUCGAACGGAGAAGGCUAUUAAUGAUAUUGCCUGCCACCCUCUUCCGGCUUCGUUUUAUGAAGGAGGGGGCCUCCAAUACCUUCGCAACCGUUUCGAUGCUUCCACUUCGAGUACUACAGAAACCGAUAGCGACUAUUUCAGUUACACCCAGUCACCAUCGCAGACGACAUCUGAAUUGCCUAAACUGAAGAAACCAUCAACUGCAGCGGGGGACGAUACUCUUCAAACUCGUAAAAUUUCCAACGGUCAAUCUCCACCGAUGCGAGCCUCGCGUACUAUGGUGCAACCUGGUGAUCUUUUAAUGCCGAAAAGCAGCAUUCAUGACAGCUUUCGAACGCCCUUAAGAACAUUCAGCACCCUUAAUACACCAGGGCUCCCAAGAGGAUCUGAUGAUGCAGAUCUUGGCCGCAAAAUGAACCAGGGAUCACGGUCGUCGCACUGGUCAGUAGAAGACUUUGAUCUUCGAGAGGAGGUCAUGUCAUGCAUCGCGAAGUCUAUUGGGCUUCUCCAACCUCCUCUCAGCGGCAGUGAUUCUGUUGAAGCGUCCCCUGCUUUUCCUGCUACAGAACAUCGUCGUCCCUCGGGUGGUUUUAGCUCUCCCUUUGGUUCCCUUUCCCUCCUUGAUCUGGGUGAUGACGUAUCAAGCGCAACAGGAGGAUCCUCAUCGAUAUUACCUUCAGGAAAUCAUCUUAGUGGACUCGAUAAUGAGGUUGAGAUUCUCUUUUUUGCGGCGGGUUCGACUUUAGCAAAGGUCGGAGAGUUGAAUACGGGGCUCUUCUACGUUAUCGAAGGCUUUCUCGAUAUUCUCCUGCCAUCAGACGAGGGACAUAAGGAUGGAGCCGCUGCUCCUACUCGCCCCGAUGCAAUGCCAGACUCAGUCGAUUCCGAACCUUGGAGGACUCCGGGUGGUAGGAGCUCGAAACCCGAAAAAAAGCUGCUAUUCACAGUCAAACCUGGAGGGAUUGCCGGAUAUCUUGCGUCGCUUUGCAACACAGCAUCAUACGUCGACAUCCAGGCGAAGACGGACACUUACGUUGGCUUUUUACCCCUCCUUGCGUUGGAAAGAAUACUCGAGAAGCGUCCAAUCGUUCUGCUCACCCUGGCAAAGCGUCUCAUCUCAAUGCUUUCUCCUCUAGUCCUUCACAUUGAUGCUUCUUUGGACUGGAUGCAAGUUAACGCUGGUCAAGUACUCUGGCGGCCACAUGACGUCAGCGACAGCUUCUACAUCGUCAUUAACGGACGUUUGAGAGCCAUAUCAGAAUCUGAAAAGGGUGGGGUGACCAUUGAAGGAGAGUUUGGUCAAGGUGAUACAGUCGGGGAACUUGACGUUAUUACCAGUUCACCCAGAAGGAACACCGUUCAUGCUAUCCGCGACACUGAGCUCAUUCGGAUGCCUCAAACCCUCUUCAACGCAAUUUCGGCACGCAACCCACAAACUACUGCACAACUGCUCCGAAUGAUUGCUUCGCGGGUGCGCGAUGAAGUAGACUCAACAUCUUUAGCCCAAGGGAGGACAUCAACGGCAGAACUCGGCCAUAACAACACAAAUUUGAAGACAGUCGCCGUUCUUCCGGUGUCUCGCAACGUUCCUGUUGAUGCCUUCGCCCGCAAGUUGCAGAGUGCACUCGAAGGGAUAGGAGCUUCAACAUCAUACCUUAACCAAGCGAUUAUUUCUCAUCAUCUCGGGCGCCAUGCGUUUACUCGGAUGGGGAAGCUCAAGUCUGCGGGUUGGCUGGCCGAUCAAGAGCAACGGUUUCACACCGUUUUGUAUGUCGCAGAUUCGCCAGUUAAUAGUUCCUGGACCCAGACUUGCAUCAGACAGGCUGAUUGUGUUAUGGUGGUUGGUAUGGGGGAUGAUCCAAGCAUUGGAGAAUAUGAACGUCUGCUCUUAUCUAUGAAGACAACAGCCCGUAAGGAGCUUGUCCUGUUACAUCCUGAUCGCUCCGUGGUUCCUGGUUCAACCCGCGAGUGGCUCAAGAAUCGGCCGUGGGUUCAUCAGCAUAUACAUGUCGAAAUGGAGGGCUUGGUGUUGCCACCGAAAUCUACUGUUCAUAAGGAUCCGGACGCAGUUACGGCGCUGAAAAACUUAAAAGAUAAAGUUCAAAGCGAAAUUCAGAAGUACCGUGGAGGGACAACAGACCUUCGACCUCCACGCCUACCACACACGAACGAUUUCUCCCGUUUGGCAAGGAGGAUAUGCGGAAGAUCGAUUGGCCUUGUCUUGGGAGGGGGCGGAGCUAGGGGGAUCGCACAUAUCGGUCUUAUUCGUGCUCUUGAAGAGUUUGAAAUCCCGAUAGAUCACAUUGCUGGCACAAGCAUUGGCGCCUUCAUCGGUGGUCUGUACGCGCGCGAGGGAGACUUGCUCAGGACAGUAGGUCGAGCCAAGCAGUUCAGCGGAAGAAUGGGUAAUAUCUGGAGAAUUCUCUCUGAUGUAACCUAUCCAAUCGUUGCUUACACAACGGCGAGUGCAGAAAUUUUUGAAAUAACGGGACAUGAAUUCAAUCGAUCUUUGUACAAAGCAUUCUACGACUUACAUAUCGAAGAUAUGUGGCUACCUUACUUCUGCAAUACGACCAACAUCAUGACAUCUCGGAUGGAAAUUCAUGAAACAGGAUAUGCAUGGAGGUUCAUCCGUGCCUCUAUGACAUUAGUGGGACUUUUGCCGCCACUGUGCGACAAUGGCAGUCUGUUGGUUGAUGGUGGAUACAUUGAUAAUCUGCCAGUGGCAGCUAUGUUCUCCAUGGGUGCUAGCGCGGUGUUUGCUUCUGACGUGGGCUCGCUCGAUGAUAACUCUCCGAGAAAUUUUGGAGAUACAGUUUCUGGCUGGUGGCUUCUCAUCAAUCGCUGGAACCCCUUCUCUAAUGCCCGUCACGUGCCGCCAAUUACUGAAAUACAAAGUCGCCUGGCGUAUGUUUCCAGUGUCAAAACUCUUGAAGAGGCGAAGGUAGCCAAGAAUUGCCUCUAUAUUCAGAUGCCAGUCCACGAGUAUGGAACUUUACAGUUCGGGAAAUUUGAAGAGAUCCAAAAACAGGGCUACAUCGCUUCAAUGGACAUUCUUGAGAAGUUCGACAAGGAAGGAAGACUUCCCUCAGCAUUCAUGAAUGGGAUAGGAGGAAUAAACCCUGGAGGAAAGAAGAAAGGGAGGAGUGUCCGGCGUAAUUCAAUUUAG
This is a messenger RNA of Laccaria bicolor S238N-H82, 4335 nucleotides long. RefSeq lists its product as uncharacterized. Bases 1 to 4335 code for a protein of 1444 amino acids. Gene Ontology annotation, cellular component: endoplasmic reticulum. Lineage: Eukaryota; Fungi; Basidiomycota; Agaricomycetes; Agaricales; Hydnangiaceae. The record is from RefSeq and is a predicted model, not a curated record. The transcript has 25 exons. Gene Ontology annotation, biological process: phosphatidylcholine metabolic process. Gene Ontology annotation, molecular function: phosphatidylcholine lysophospholipase A1 activity.